AGCCAGGCACUGUUCUUUAUUUUUCUUUGGAGACCGAGUCUUGCUCUGUUGCCCAGGCUGGAGUACAGUGGCACAAUCUUGGCUCACUGCAACCUCCACCUCCCAGAUUCAAGCGAUUCUCCUGCCUCAGCUCCCCGAGUAGCUGGGACUACAGGCGUGCAUCACCAUGCGUGGUUAGUUUUUGUAUUUUUAGCAGAGACGAGGUUUCUCCAUGUUGGCCGGGCUGGUCUCGAACUCCUGACCUUAGGCAAUCCCCAGGCACUCUUCUCGACAACUUCUAAGUGCUUUAUAAAAAUAUCAAAUCAUGUAAUCCUCACAACCACUAUGAUGUCAACACUUUUUAAUCCCCAUUUGAAGAUGGAGGCAACUGAAGUACAGAGAGGUUGUGCAAGUUGCUUAAAGUCACACAGCUGAGAGUUUAGGUAUCAUCUCUUUCAGUAGAAAAGGUUCCUGUGAGCAGAAGCUUCAUCUGGGGCUGCCCUGGUCACUGCUACAGCCCUGCACUCAGAGCAGUGCAACACACUCUAAAAAAAGGUGUGUGGGAAAUGGGACCUGGCCACGCAGAGAGAAGCUGCUGGGGAGAAGAUGGAAGGCCUGGAAAGGCCACUGCUGGUCAGGUGGGCAGCAGCGUGGUGGCCUAGAGACAGUGCCAAGAAGAAAUGAAAGGUGUCCUUGACAGAUGGAUGUAGAUGAAUAAGAGAGGAGGCCAAGGCCUCGGAGGAACCCUUGACCCCGCUUUUCUUCAUGCUCCCUCCAAAAUGCAUCCAGAAUCAAAUUCCUGUCCCCUUCUCUGCUCCCAUUCUGGCUCCCUGGGAUUACUGCCACAGCCUCCUAAGAGGUAUCCCUGCUCUCACCCUCCCCUCUUCCUCCACACAGCAGCCAGAGGGAUCCUGAGAAAACUAAAAUCAUGUCACUUCUCUGCUCAAAACCUGCCAAUGUGUUCGGGAGUGGCAAUGGCCUCUAGCCCUGCAGGACCUGGCCUCUGCUUCCUCUCGGCAGCUGUGCCUCCUGCCAUCCUGGCUACCCCGAGGCAGCUCCCACCCCAGGCCCUUUGCAUUGGCUGUUCCAUGGGCCUGCAAGGUUCUCCCCUACGUUUCCAUGGAUCUCACUCCCUUGCUUUCUUCAAGUUUUUUCUCACCGUGCCCCACAAUUGAAAAUGCAAAACCGCUGGGCACGGUGGCUCACAUCUGUAAUCCCAGCACUUUGGGAGGCCGAGGCGGGGGGAUCACUUGAGGUCAGUAGUCUUGAGACCAGCCUGGUCGACAUGGUGAAACUCCGCCUCUACUAAAAGUAAAAAAAUUAGCCGGGCGUGGUGGUGCACACAUGUAAUCCCAGCUAAUUGGUAGGCUGAGGCAGGAUAAUUGCUUGAACCCAGGAGGCAGAGGUUGCAGUGAGCCGAGAUCGCCCCACUGCACUCUAGCCUAGGAGACAGAGCGAGAGUUUAAGACCAGCCUGGACAACAUGGCGAAAUCCGUCUAUACAAAAAAAAAACAGAAAAAUUAGCUAGGCGUAGUGGUGCUUGCCUCUAACCGCAGGUACUUGGGAGGCUGAGGUGGGAGGAUGGCUUGAGCUCAGGAGGUUGAGGCUGCAGCGAGCUGUGAUGGCGCCACUGCACUCCAGCCUGGGAGACAGUGAGACUCGACUCCGUCUCAAAAAAAAAAAAAAAAAAAAAAAGCAGGCGGUUAGAUUGCACAGGCUCUGAACUCCAUCCUAAAGCCUCCAGCACUUUCAAGUGAGGGAUUACCAGGUUUGCGGAUGUGCUGCAACUUGGCUGCAGUGUCCAAAAUGGGUGGGGCAGGUGGAAUUAAAGAUGACGCUGUGGAGACAAGCUACUGGCAGAGAGGACACACUCUAAACCCUGGGAAGAUGGCAUUACCCAGAGAGAGGGAAGGAUGAGGACACUGCAGAGCCCAAGAUCAUCGCCAGACCCGAGUCAUGCGGCUCCUUUGUUCCAGGAACCGCAGCUGACCCUAGAAGCAAUAGCAGCAUGUUCACUUCGCAGGUGCAUCUCUUCCACGCUUUGGGGUGCCUGCCCUGCCUCUGACUUCUGGGGCUGGGAUUUAAGGCCCUACCAGGCCACAGCUCGCCAGCUCAUAGGCGGUCAACUACUGAUUCAGUUCUUCGUCUCCUUCACUCCUUUACAUCGGACUCACGAGGGCUGAGGGGCAGCUCCCUUUCGUUAAGUGCUUCCCGCGUGCUAAACACCGCACGAAUUCCACUUGGCCCUACAGGACCAAACGACCGGCGCGCUGAGAGAGGGUGUGCAGUUCCACUGAGGACGCCCAGCGGGACAGCCGGGCCCGCCGCGGUGAGAUCCCCGGCCUGUCCAGCCCAAGCCCAAGCGCCCUCGCGGUCACGUGGCAUUUCCGGAACAUUCAGAACCUAACAGCCAGGAUGCAGGAGGGCCGGGCCGAGACCGGAGCGCUGGACAACGCGGGCAACUGGCGCUCGAGGGCCAGGCAGCUCCCACCGGCUAGGACCCCCAUCCCGAUGCGCGGGGGAAGGGUUGGGGCCCUGUGCCGCUGGCGAUCCCGGGGACCGCCUGGAAGUCGCGGCACUCGGGAGCGAGGGGGAAAGCAACCCAAAGGCCUCCCAGCCGCCGGAGACACAGCUACUGACCCCAACUGCAGCCGGUACUCGCAUAUGCCACGGGCGGGGCGAAACCCGGCCUUUUGAAGGGCAGCGAUUUAAACCAAUCAGCGCAAAGAGUUGGCAACCCUCCGCCCAAUUGGAAUCGCUCUCAUUCUGAAGGCGGUUCCGACAUGGAGUCCGGCAGCCCAAUGGGAGAGGUGGAAAUUUCCAGAACGAUCAGAACCAAUGGGCGCGGCCAGCGCGGCUACGAUUGACAGUGCAAAAGACCAAUCCGUGUCGCAGAAGUCCGCUCCUCCCUCCAUUCGUGGAGCCUCAGAUGGGUGGGUUUAUAGAGGAGAGCCCAAUCCUGAGGUGCGGGGGAGGCAGGGUUGAGGGAAUUACUCCCCGCUGUCCAAUGAGAGGGAAGUGGAGAUGAUGGGCUGGACCUCAAGCCAAUAGUAGAGCAGCACAGAGAUUCCCCCUGGAAGAACUCGACCAGUGAGCAGGCGAGGAAGGGGCGGGAGCCGGGGUCCCGGCAGCUUCUAGUAAGUUCCAGAAGGCGGCGCGUGCGGUUGGGAACGCGGAGCGGACGGAUUCGAUUCAACGGGGUUCCGGGCUGCGCUGCGCUAUGGAGCAGGUCAAUGAGCUGAAGGAGAAAGGCAACAAAGCCCUGAGCGUGGGUAACAUCGAUGAUGCCUUACAGUGCUACUCCGAAGCCAUUAAGCUGGAUCCCCACAACCACGUGCUGUACAGCAACCGUUCUGCUGCCUAUGCCAAGAAAGGAGACUACCAGAAGGCUUACGAGGAUGGCUGCAAGACCGUCGACCUAAAGCCUGACUGGGGCAAGGGCUAUUCACGAAAAGCAGCAGCUCUAGAGUUCUUAAACCGCUUUGAAGAAGCGAAGCGAACCUAUGAGGAGGGCUUAAAACACGAGGCAAAUAACCCUCAGCUGAAAGAGGGUUUACAGAAUAUGGAGGCCAGGUUGGCAGAGAGAAAAUUCAUGAACCCUUUCAACAUGCCUAAUCUGUAUCAGAAGUUGGAGAGUGAUCCCAGGACAAGGACACUACUCAGUGAUCCUACCUACCGGGAGCUAAUAGAGCAGCUACGAAACAAGCCUUCUGACCUGGGCACGAAACUACAAGAUCCCCGGAUCAUGACCACUCUCAGCGUCCUCCUUGGGGUCGAUCUGGGCAGUAUGGAUGAGGAGGAAGAGAUUGCAACACCUCCACCACCACCCCCUCCCAAAAAGGAGACCAAGCCAGAGCCAAUGGAAGAAGAUCUUCCAGAGAAUAAGAAGCAGGCACUGAAAGAAAAAGAGCUGGGGAACGAUGCCUACAAGAAGAAAGACUUUGACACAGCCUUGAAGCAUUACGACAAAGCCAAGGAGCUGGACCCCACCAACAUGACUUACAUUACCAAUCAAGCAGCGGUAUACUUUGAAAAGGGCGACUACAAUAAGUGCCGGGAGCUUUGUGAGAAGGCCAUUGAAGUGGGGAGAGAAAACCGAGAAGACUAUCGACAGAUUGCCAAAGCGUAUGCUCGAAUUGGCAACUCCUACUUCAAAGAAGAAAAGUACAAGGAUGCCAUCCAUUUCUAUAACAAGUCUCUGGCAGAACACCGAACCCCAGAUGUGCUCAAGAAAUGCCAGCAGGCAGAGAAAAUCCUGAAGGAGCAAGAGCGGCUGGCCUACAUAAACCCCGACCUGGCUUUGGAGGAGAAGAACAAAGGCAACGAGUGUUUUCAGAAAGGGGACUAUCCCCAGGCCAUGAAGCAUUAUACAGAAGCCAUCAAAAGGAACCCGAAAGAUGCCAAAUUAUACAGCAAUCGAGCUGCCUGCUACACCAAACUCCUGGAGUUCCAGCUGGCACUCAAGGACUGUGAGGAAUGUAUCCAGCUGGAGCCGACCUUCAUCAAGGGUUAUACACGGAAAGCCGCUGCCCUGGAAGCGAUGAAGGACUACACCAAAGCCAUGGAUGUGUACCAGAAGGCGCUAGACCUGGACUCCAGCUGUAAGGAGGCAGCAGACGGCUACCAGCGCUGUAUGAUGGCACAGUACAACCGGCACGACAGCCCCGAAGAUGUGAAGCGACGAGCCAUGGCCGACCCUGAGGUGCAGCAGAUCAUGAGUGACCCAGCCAUGCGCCUUAUCCUGGAACAGAUGCAGAAGGACCCCCAGGCACUCAGCGAACACUUAAAGAAUCCUGUAAUAGCACAGAAGAUCCAGAAGCUGAUGGAUGUGGGUCUGAUUGCAAUUCGGUGAUGACUUGUUCAUCCCCCCUUCCCUUCGCCCUCAUGUGGAAAGAGGAGCUGGGACCGCGGCGAGCAGCACGGAGCGGAAGGGAGAGCAGGGGAGAGAAGGCCUCAUCUCUCUAUAUUUAUACAUAACCCCGGGGAAGACACAGAGACUCGUACCUGCGCUGUUUGUGCCGCUGCUGCCUCUGGGCCCUCCCAGCACACGCAUGGUCUCUUCACCGCUGCCCUCAAGUUCCGUGUCUCCUUCCCCUGCGCCCAGUUGCUGUCUCGGCUGCUCUCCCAUAGUUGGUUAUUUUUUAUUUGGGGCAGUGGGCAUGUAUGGGGAGGGGAGGGGGUUCUUCCAGCCUCAGGUCCCAGCCGUCUCACAUUGUUUAUUCUGCAUCCCCUUCUCCAAUAAAACAAGCCAGUUGGGCGUGGUUAUA
Molecule: messenger RNA, 5246 nt
Organism: Pongo pygmaeus (Bornean orangutan)
Lineage: Eukaryota; Metazoa; Chordata; Mammalia; Primates; Hominidae
Gene: STIP1
Product: stress induced phosphoprotein 1
Exons: 14
Coding region: 3200-4831 (543 amino acids)
Molecular function (GO): Hsp90 protein binding
Source: RefSeq, a predicted model, not a curated record